GUUCCUGAGCUGUGUGUCGUUCUUUAGUGCGUUGCGACUCGUGUGUCUAUCUCUCUGUGGUGAGUUAGCUGUCUGUCUGCCUCUCUCUCUCUCUCUCUCUCUGUGGUGAGUUAGCUGUCUGUCUGCCUGCCGUUCCUCUCCACUGCAUCCUGACUGACUGAAGAGCUCUGUCAUUGACUCAUCCCGUUCUUUAUAAGGAGGUGUUAAUGAUGAGCAACCGCUUCACAUAAUACUGGAACCAGCCAGCCUGAACAGACCAGACUUUAACAGACAGACACAGUCAACCACCGGACUGAAGCCAGCCUCGACAACCACAGAGAGCAGAGCAGAGGGGACUGGAAGAAUGUCAGUCUGACGGAGACAUAGACUGUUGUUCUGUUUUUAUUCUCAAUCUUCAAGACUUCCACCCCCUGGAUGGUGUGCAGGACACAGCUGCUUGUGGAGUAUGGGUACAACUGCCAGCGCAGCGCCACAACCCGUCUCUGUCUCAGGCUCCAUAUCCUCUGUAGCAGUGCCCCAGCAUCCUACUCCGCUUGAGAGUCUCCAUGGCAACGGGGCGGUGAACAGCAGACACUCUCUCAGCAUGAGCUCUUCCCAGACGGUGAAGAUCCACAGCGGCAAGGCCAAGUCUAUCAUCACUAACAAGGUGGCGCCUGUCGUCAUCACAUAUAAUUGCAGACAGGAAUUUCAGAUCCACGAUGACCUCUUCAGAACAAACUACAAAGUGGGCCGGAUAUCAGACUCAAUGCCUGAACACUACUUGGUACAGGGUGAGUUCUUCAUGGUCCAGGACGUGUACAGCAAGGCUGACGUCCUCAACACUACAGGCAGCUACGGAGCGCCAAACUACCGCCAGGUGAAAGGAAGCUACCCGCUGUACGGCAUGGGCCAGCCCAGCCUGAAUGGCUUCAAACAGGUCCUCCAAAGACUACAGAGUCAAGGGCAUGAGGAGGUGAUGUUCUUCUGUGUGCGUGAGGAACCGGUGGUGUUCCUGCACCUGGAGGAGAACUUUGUUCCAUACACUCCGCGGAGGAAGGAGAACCUCCAUGAGAAUCUCCAUGGCCUGGACAAGGAGGGGAUGGUGGAGAACCUGGAGCUCACCAUCAGGAAGGAGCUCCACGACUUUGCCAAGUUGAACGAUAACGUGUUCUACGUGUAUAACGACAUCGAGCACUUCAAGGGCGAGCCUCAGAGGAGGACCAUCACCUGUGAGGAGGACAUCCAGGUCACAGAGGAGGUCUACAGGAGACCUCUGUUCACCAUGCCUCUCUACAGGUACUACCGGCUGCCACUACCGAUGGAAGGAGCACCUCUAGAGCAGGAUUUUGAUGCCUUUGUUACUGUUCUCAGGGAGAGCCCCAACCUGUCUUUGAGAAGGGACGUUUCCAGGCCUCUGCCUGCCCUGUUGUUCAGCUGUCAGGUGGGGGUAGGGCGGACCAAUCUAGCCAUGAUCCUGGGGACCCUGGUCCUCAACCACCUGAAGACAACCCAGGAACCACCACAAGCAGAAGAGGCAGAAGCCAAGCCCCUGUUCCAAGUCAUUCAGACCCUCAUCAACAGACUACCUGAAGGUCAACAGGUCAUGGAAGAGGUUGACCAAGCGAUCGCUCUGUGUUCAGAAAUGCACAACAUAAAAGAAGCGAUGUAUGAAAAUAAGAAGAAGCUUGAAGCGAUCGGAGAUGAUUAUCAAAUUCAGGGAAGCACGACCAAAGACUACUUUCUCCACAGAGCCAUCCAGAGCCUGGAACGUUAUUUCUACCUGAUUGUGUUCAACGCGUACCUUCAUGAGCAGUAUUCUCUUGGCUUUGCGUCCAACUUCAGCCAGUGGCUGUGUGCUCACCCCUGGGUGUACCGCCUGCUGGCCUGUAUGGACCUAUCAGAACUCUCCGCUCCGCCUGAUCUCGUCACCAAGGGAGCCCGCGUUCUGGUUGCUCACGAGUACCUGUCUCCAGACAUCCUCAGCACAGUGAAGGAGAUGAAGGUGGCCAACUUCAGAAGAGUCCCCAAGAUGCCUGUCUACGGCAUGUCUCAGCCUACAUCAGAGGCGACGGGUGCGGUGUUGACCCACCUGACAGAUGAGAAGAGGAAGUACAGCCACGUCCUGUGGGUCAACCUGCAGGAGGAGCUGGUUCUGGAGGGGAACGGACAGAUCUUCACCCCCAGAGAGCCGUCCUGUAUGGGGCAACACAUCCCUGUCCCCGCCACAGACCCCACGCAGAUAGAGAAACUAGAGACAGCCUUGGGAGAGGAGGUUCAGAGAGCCCAGAAGUGGCUGGAGGUGACUCUGGAGCAGGAGAAACAGAUGAAGAUGUUUAAAAGCUGUCUGACGGUCCAGGAGGUGUUCAAGCAGUACCAGAAAACACACCAGGGACUGUUCUAUAGACGUAUCCCUCUGGCAGACUGCUGCGCCCCCAAGGAGGAGGACUUUGACCAGCUCUUGGAGGCCAUGAAGAGUACCUUGGCAGAGGACUCUCACUCAGCCUUCGUGUUCAACUGCUCCAACGGCAAGGGAAGGACCACCACGGCCAUGGUCAUUGCUGCUCUCACUGUCUGGCACUUCAAUGGCUUUCCUGAGUUUGGUGACGAUGAGAUUGUCAGUGUUCCUGAUGCCAAGUACACGAAGGGAGAAUUCAAGGUGGUGAUGCAGCUAGUCAGACUAGGACCACCCCCAUUACACACCAUGCCGGACCACCCCAUUACCAGAUGA
Molecule: messenger RNA, 2707 nt
Organism: Oncorhynchus gorbuscha (pink salmon)
Lineage: Eukaryota; Metazoa; Chordata; Actinopteri; Salmoniformes; Salmonidae
Gene: pald1a
Product: phosphatase domain containing paladin 1a
Exons: 18
Coding region: 446-2707 (753 amino acids)
Source: RefSeq, a predicted model, not a curated record